GGGUUGCGCCUGGCGUUAUAAUAACAGAUGAGUGUGGUAGCAUGAGGAAAGCUAUCGAGGCACUUCUACCUAAUACCAUGCACCGGUUGUGUAUGUGGCAUAUUAUGCGGAAGGUUCCUGAGAAGGUUGCUCCUGAAUUGAGAAGCGAUGAAUUAUUCUACAAGAGAAUGGAUUCUUGUGUAUGGAAUUCUGAGACACCUGCAGAAUUUGAAGAAAGUUGGAAGUCUUUAAUAUCAGAUUUUGGCUUACAAGACAAUACAUGGUUUGGAAAAUGUUACUCGAUCCGUGGGUCAUGGGUGCCGGCGUAUUUCAUGGACACCCCCCUUGCUGGUAUUCUUAGAACCACCUCUAGGUCAGAGAGUGAAAACUCAUUUUUCAAGAAUUUUAUCCGGCGCAAGCUCGCUUUUAUUGAGUUUUGGCUUAGGUUCGACACAGCCUUGAAAUGUCAGAGACAAGAGGAGCUGAUUGCUGACCACACAAGCAUUCAUACGACACCUAGCUUGCUGACAUGUUGGGAAGUGGAAAGACAAGGCAGCAUGAUAUUCACUCAUGAGGUCUUUGCCUUGUUUCAGUCAGAAGUACUUGCUGCUAGAGAGCAUUGUGAUGUCCAGGAAACCACAACUGUGGGGGAACUCAAGAUCAUGUUGAUUAGUGAUCAAAGUCAUAGGAAAAACAAGGUAAGAGAGGUACGUUUGGAAACAACAACCAUGAUUGCUAAAUGUUCUUGCAAGCUAUUCGAGUCUAAGGGCAUUGUGUGCCGGCAUAUCAUACGUGUCUUGAGGGGUGCGAAGAUAAAUGAGCUUCCAACCUUCUAUGUACUCAAAAGAUGGGAAAAAAUGUGCAAAAGGGAUGUUGUGUACGAUGAUGAAGGAAAUCCACUUGAAGAUAAUCAUGUUGACUGUGUUGACAUGGAUACAAGAAGAAAGAUCUCUGCAGCACGGGACAAAUUAGAACAUAUCAUCAGGUGUGCUAAAAAGUCGAGCGGAGGACUUGACUUACUCAAUACGGGUUUGUGCAAUCUCAAAUCAGCUAUCUUGCAAUCCGCCCCUGAUGUACCUCAGACUGCACAAGAAGAGCAAGAAUCAUUCGUUGGUAGCAUGAUCCCCGCCCAAGUUGAUAUCCUAACGCCGACUAACAUCAACGCGAGGGGUACAUGCUCCAGAAUUAAGGGCCAUAGAGACAAUGAAAAGAAGUCAGGGGCAAAGAAGAUCAAGUUAGGGGUUAAUGUACGAGUGCCACGCAAUUGCAACACAUGCAAGGAAGUCGUGUUACAUGACAGUCGUAUUUGUUCGAAGAAAAAAUGAGUUGUAAUGUACUAAGUAACUUGUAAUGUACUAAGUAAUGAGUUGAGAUACUGGAUCUUAAUGUUAGCUAACAUGUACUGUACUAAGUAACUUGUAAUGUACUAAGUAAUGAGUUUAGAUACUGGAUCAUUGGACUAAGUAUGUUUG
Molecule: messenger RNA, 1451 nt
Organism: Triticum aestivum (bread wheat)
Lineage: Eukaryota; Viridiplantae; Streptophyta; Magnoliopsida; Poales; Poaceae
Product: protein FAR1-RELATED SEQUENCE 5
Exons: 2
Coding region: 42-1304 (420 amino acids)
Biological process (GO): regulation of DNA-templated transcription
Molecular function (GO): zinc ion binding
Source: RefSeq, a predicted model, not a curated record